Penicillium waksmanii is the source of this 1392-nucleotide messenger RNA. RefSeq lists its product as uncharacterized. NCBI's taxonomy places the organism in Eukaryota, Fungi, Ascomycota, Eurotiomycetes, Eurotiales, Aspergillaceae. Gene Ontology annotation, molecular function: zinc ion binding. The transcript is spliced from 3 exons. The coding region runs from base 1 to 1392 and encodes 463 amino acids. The record is from RefSeq and is a predicted model, not a curated record. Gene Ontology annotation, cellular component: nucleus.
AUGUCGUACGCCGUCGAGUCAAAGAAACGAAAGUUCCACCGUGUUUUGGAAUCCAUCUCCAAGCCCGCGACUCCAGAAAAUGCCCCGAAACCAUCAACCACGACAACAACCACACCCGCGACGGCAAAAGACCGUCUACCCACCAAUCUCUCCUCCAUCAAGAAGGUCCGACUGAACAACAGCGAAGAAACAGACCUGGCCUCAGUGCGCAAUUCCCUGUCCAAUAUAUCCCGCUCGACAAAUCAUACAUCGUCUAUAUCCUCAAGCAAACGCCCGACCUUCGCCCCUUGGGAUCGUGACAUCUUCCUCGAGCGGCUCGAGACCUUUCGUCGCGUGGACAGAUGGACCAGCAAACCUACCCCGAUCAAUGAAGUACAAUGGGCAAAGCACGGCUGGGUAUGCAAGGAUACAUCACGAGUGGGCUGUGUCAGCGGCUGUGGUGGCUCGGUGGUAGUGAAAUUGCCGGACGAAAUCGACGAGCUUGAUGGAUACGAUGCGGACAAGGUUCAGGAACGCAAGGAAGUUCGCGAGAGACUUGUUGAGGAAUACGUAAAAUUAUUGAAGGACGGCCAUAAGGAAAACUGCCUUUGGCGGAAUAGGUCCUGCGACGACACCAUUCAACACUUGCCGUUAAAUAAUACCGAUACGGCUAUAUCUGGUCUCCAUGCUCGAUAUUUGAACCUGGUGAAUAUGAAAGAUAAAUUACCGGCCGAUGACAAUAUCCAAACGCCGGAUGGCUGUGAUCUCGAUGUAAUAAUCAAACUACUCCCAGAAGACUGGUUCAAUAGCCCAGCCUCUUUGCAGGGGACCUUGAACGGACAAAACAGUGCAGACGGUGACGCUCAAGUCAACAACAAUGAUAAUCAGGGAUCAGUUCCAGCCCCAUCAAUCGACAGACUACAAUUGAUCAACAAAGGAGCCCUAGCGCUGUCCUUAUUUGGCUGGGACUCUGUGGGUGACGGGGCUGCUGGUUUAGUCUCAUGCAAGGCUUGCUUCCGCCGUCUGGGCCUCUGGAUGUACAAACCCAAGGACAACGGAGAUAUCACUGUCUAUAGCGCUUUGGACGUGUCACAAGAACAUAUGGAAUACUGCCCAUGGGUUGAUCGGAUUGCCCAGAGCGGCACUGGCAAGACAAAUUUGCGAACGGACAACCUGCGCAGUGGCUGGGAAGUGGUCGCUGAAGCUGUCAAGGUCAAGAAUCGCCGGCACCUCCGCUCUGCACCAUCCAUGGAUACACUUCGCAGCGAGACUAACACGCUGGCGCAAGAUGAUCUUCACGAUGGCGGUAAUGAAGAAACCAAGAAGAAGGCAGAUCGUGAAUGGUGGGCCAGGCUCCGACGGAUCCGACAAUCAUUGACGACCAAGUCACCGCGCAAGACAGCCCCUAAGUAA